Messenger RNA from Trichoderma virens Gv29-8, 1284 nucleotides. RefSeq lists its product as uncharacterized. The record is from RefSeq and is a predicted model, not a curated record. Bases 1 to 1284 code for a protein of 427 amino acids. Gene Ontology annotation, biological process: protein import into nucleus. The transcript has 3 exons. Gene Ontology annotation, cellular component: cytoplasm. Lineage: Eukaryota; Fungi; Ascomycota; Sordariomycetes; Hypocreales; Hypocreaceae.
AUGUCGAUCCCCCCGCAGCUCAUCCGCGUCAAGCGCAAACGGGACGAUGAAUCUCCCGUUACUUUUCUCCAGCUCGAUGAAGGGGCUAAACGCCAUCGAAGCGAGGCAAAUUGGGUAUACCAGCGACGAGAAUCAACCGCCGCGCCGGCGGGCCCAGCCAUUAGCCGCGGCGAUGGCAGACCAGUGAUUCAUGUCUCGCAGCCGGAAGGGUCCAAGACACACAACGAUGAUCACGGCUCCGGUUCGAUGGGGGAUAUACGGGGAGCUACGAAGCGACCUGCGGAUGGACAGCUCCCGGAACAGCGCAAGUUCCAUGUAUCUCGAGCGAUGCUGGCACAGACAUCCACCAACCAAGGACCAGCCAGCCCAGGAAGCUCAAAACAUGUGCGGUAUGGACCAACUAUAUUUGUCGAGCGUACCGGGCGUAAAAAGAUUGUACCAAGGUCUUCCCGCCAGAGCCUUGUCAUAAAAGAUGCCCACACCAUCAUAGCAGCAGGCCAUCAACAGGAAGUGGUGAUGAGCCCCGACGAGCCCAUUGAGCAGAAACACCUCAAGAAGCCCGGAGUCACGAAGCGACGAGAUCCUUCCCAAGAGCCUCCGGCUCGUGCUCCUCUCCCACAGUCGCUAAUCAACCGCGAUAUUGAUGACAUGGACAAGAUCACCGCUGAUAUGAACCAAUGGGUAUUAAACGAGAUUGGUGCAAACUUACACGCCAUGGAGGUGGAAAGGAAGCAGGCGGAGAAGCCGAGAUUCAGACCUAAAGCUCCCGAAAAGAGAUACCAAGAGCGUCACCCUGAGGUUGCAACAGCACCUGUCGAGGAAUCGGUAGAUACACCGAUGGCAGAUGCAAGCGAGGAGGAAGGGGACGAUGAGGACUGGAUCAUUGAGGAAUACGUCCGCAUUCCGGCUCACUCUAUGGGCCUCAAUGUCCUACCCUCUGAUGUCGGCAUCUUGGUCCUGAAUGGAGAAGAGGAGAAUAUGUUGUUUUACGGGCCGCCUCAAGAUGAAGAGGACGAGUAUGCCGAAGAUGAUGAGGAUGAAAAUGCGGAAAACUACUAUACGGCAGACUAUCCAGAGGACGAAGUCGACACCGAGGACGAGUUCGAUCGUCACGCUUACAUGUAUCGUAAUGCUAACGCCUCAGACGAGGAAGAGUUUGACGACAACGAAUACGACAGUGACGAGAUUGUCAUGGAAGGCCAAGACGACGACGACGAUGACGCAAGAAUGGACCGAAUUCGGGAAUUCAUGCAACGCAACGCCGCAUUUCGAGACGCGCGAUAA